Sarcophilus harrisii (Tasmanian devil) is the source of this 2722-nucleotide messenger RNA. It is a transcript of the gene IL33, whose product is annotated as interleukin 33. The record is from RefSeq and is a predicted model, not a curated record. Gene Ontology annotation, biological process: positive regulation of cytokine production; positive regulation of inflammatory response. Lineage: Eukaryota; Metazoa; Chordata; Mammalia; Dasyuromorphia; Dasyuridae. The coding region runs from base 342 to 1322 and encodes 326 amino acids. Gene Ontology annotation, molecular function: cytokine activity. The transcript has 10 exons.
UGUCCAAAUGCUCUCAACACAGAUCUGCCCUGAGUCAGAGGAGAAAGUAAGUAGCAUUUAAAGGCCAGUACUAAAAGAACAUUUACUAAGAGAGAUUUCCAUAGCUCUCUAGAGGUUGGUAAAUAGAUUUUACAGACUGUCAGAGCUGCCAUUUAUCACUCUGAAACAAUAGGAACUUCUAUCAAGAAUGAGAGGAGAAAACAGAUCCACUUGAGUCCGGUAAUGCUUAUUGUUAUCAGGAAGAUUUUGCCUCUCAUUCCGUGACAGAACCAUAAUCAAGAAAUUUGACAUCAUUAUACAGUUUUUAAACUCCAAAGAGACCAAAACAUUUUAGACUGAAGAUGAAGCAUCUAAAUGGAAAGCAGAAAAACAAAACAAACAACACAAUGAAGAAAACUUCCCAGAAACCAGGAUUCUCAAAUUCUGGAAAAGGCUAUCAGAUUGUAUAUAAGCAUUCACGUCCAAAAUGCAUUGUGGAAAAUGAAACCUCAAUUAUCAGAUAUGGAACAAGACACUCCCAAGCAAAAAACAUACAGUCUCCUAAUGACCAAAAUACACUUAACAGUUUUCCUUCAGGAUUCUCAAAUUCUGGGCAAGGAUAUCAGAUCUAUUAUAUGAUUUUACGUUCAAGAUGCAUUGUGAAAAAUAAAACAUCGACUAUCAGACAUGGAAAGAGACGCUCCCAACAGAAAAACAUAGUGUCUACUACUGAGGAACGCUCACUUAAGAAUUUUUCUUCAAGAAUCUCAUAUUCUGAGGAAAGCAUUAUGAGAAAUAAAGCUGCAUCUGACAGUUAUGAAAUGAAAAGCUUUUCAGAAGAAUUCCUACUGGCGACUCCUUUUUCUGUGGAAAGCUCACAUAAUAGUUGUCCUCUAGUGGAAUUUAAGUGUACACAGCAGUUCACUGGCUUGAACACAAUCAAAAAUAAGGCUGUCACUUUUUUUUUCAACGAUGGAGAUUUUGAGAUCUUUGUUGAAGACUUACUUGAAAAAGAAGAGCGAGAUUUGCUGUUAAUAGACUUCUUCAGCUACAAAGAUUCAAAUGAAGGAGGGCCGACCCUGGUGGUGCUGAGACCUCAACUUUCUAACAUCAAUCUCCAGGUGCAUGCUAAGGAUGAGAAUAAUCUUGAGCUUCACAAAUGUGAAAAUCAAAACUCAGCCCAGGAAAAGAGACUCUUCAUAAUGCAUUCAGAAGGCGCUGAAUGGAUUUCCUUUGAGUGUUACUCUUUUCAAGGAUUCUAUAUUGGUGUGAAGGAAAACAGCCUAGGACUUAUAAAGAAGGAAGAGGGCGAUAAAGCUUUUAUUUUUCGACUCACUAAGUAAUUGCACCUCAGCCUCUUUGGUACUUUCUCAGGCUGUGGAAGGUUAAUUGGAUAGAAAUCUAUGAUUUUCUGACAUUUGAGAAUUGCUGGAAUAGACUAUUAAUAAAAAACAAGAGUGUCUGCCUCUGCGAAAUUUUCGUUUCUACAAUAGCUUUCUAGGAAUUGAGUAAUCCAUAAAUUUCAAGAGAAGUGUAUUAAAAAUGGCAGACUUCACCAUCUCUUUCCUACACUGGCAGCCCCCUCCUACUCAAGCAAUUGAGUCAUUACAAAUGUUGAUUAAAAUACUUUCCUCACUCUACUAGUUGCAAAGGAAAAUACAGAAGAAGCAUAAAAAGUAGUUGUCCCUGAACUCAAGGAAUUUAUCCUUAAAUUGGAAAGAAAAGGCUAUUUACACAAUUCAACUCCAAAUAUUUUUAAAAGUUAUUUCAUUCUUCUGAUAUCUCUGAAAUUAAAUAAGCAGAGUAUAGAAAUCUUCAAAUCAUACAGCCAAGUAAACAUUGCUCUUCUGGCUAUUGAUCCAUUUACCUUGUAAAUUUAGCCAUAAUUCUAUGUUCCAGAAUAUCAGUGACAAUAGGAACCAACUUUUGUAUUCAUACCUUAAUUUUCUAUUACUAAUUUCUCCAUCCUAACCCAUGUCCCUUGCCACAAACCUGAGUAUGCAUCUGUAAUAAUGGCUGCUUUUGAGAUCUGCAAAGUACUAUACAUUUUCUUAUUUACUCCUCACAACAGUACUCUGAAGUAAAUAUUAUUAUUAUUAUUAUUAUUAUUUACAUUUUUUACAGAUGAUAAAACAGGGACUGAGAGAGGGUGAACCCCAUAGUCACAAUGUUCAAUUGUAUCUACUAUCAGUGAGAAAGUAGGAUUGUAUGCUAUGUGAAAUUUUGUAAAUCAGACACCAUCAAAAGCCCCCCCCCCCCAAGAAAACCCAAAAAGAUCAUUCCAACAGGUCAAAGAAUAAGUUUGAAACUGGAGGGACCGAUCCAACUCCUUCAUCUGACAAGUUCAAACAAUUUCUUCUUAAAGUCAGAUUUUUAUCAAUAUAUUCAGAUAGCUAUAAAUAAAGUUUGCUUUUUUUUUUUUUAACAAGAAGGUGGCAGGUUAAAGGUAGUUUUGUACCUAUGUUAUAGCUCCAAGCCUUUUUCAUUGAGUCUGUUUAUAGUGACUUUCAUCAUCACAAAAGAGUUAAGACCAGAAACUCAGUAUCAUAUUUCAUCAUUUCUUUCUCAAUCACAAAAAAAUUCUAGGUCAUAAAUCUCAGAACCUCAUUCCUCCCAAACAGCAAGAGACUAGUAGUAUCAUCUUCUUUACUGGAACAAAUUAAGCUAUUUUUUUCCCCACCCUUUAGGUAGCUAGGUGACACAACAGAUAGAAUGCUGGUCCUGGAUUCAGAAAGACCCAAGU